AUGUCGGAUUGUGAUGAACCGGCACGUCGCCGUGUACGGGUGGAGCCUGAUAUCCCACACGACUUCAGUGCUCUUCCGAUUGUUCAGGAAAUGAUCACAGAGAAUAAUCUCCAGACUAAAUUAAAACGACGACUAAAGCCAUCUGACUUUAUUAAUGAAGUCUUUGUAAAGUUGGCAAAUAUGGGAAUUACGGAAUUAUCCGCAGUGUCUAUGCUCUCUCAAUUCCUUAAAGAAUGUGUUGAAAAGCACAAAACGCUUCCUCGUAGCUCAACCAUUGCCAAAGUUCUUUAUCUUUGGACAGAAAAGGGAAUGUUGGAAAGUGGGGAAAUGUUAAUGCGACAGAUAUUACAGGCGGAGUCUUCACUGCACAUGAAUGUUGUUGAUGAAAAAGUCGCUACUGUCUCUAUUCGAUUACUUACUCGAUGUGUAAAUGUCGAUAUUGAUUUAGCAGAAAAAAUGCUUGCCAUGUUACCGGUAGGAUCUCACAAAAGACGAGUUUUUUUUCCUCUUCUUGAGCAUGCCGCGAAAACAAAUGAUAUUGAAUUGGCCCUUAAGAUCCUGCGACUUGGACGAGCAAAAGGUGUGGAGUUUUGGGAUGUGGAUUAUCAUCAAUUACUCUCUUCUCUAAAGAACAACACGCAGGACAGUUCUACUGCUGUUGCCUUACGUGAUGAAUUGAUGCAGAGUAUGAUAGAUCACCACCCAGUUGUAGGUAAAAGUAAUGGAGAGAUAUUGCAAUCUCUCAUGGGAGGUGAGAUGACAAAAGUGGAUGAUAAAACUGGGGAAUGUAAACGUUGUGGAACGAUGCUGCGUACAUUUGAUUUUGAGGCAACAGAUCGUGAUACUCUUCUAAAUGAUAUUGAAACUAAACUUAUCGCCCCACGAGUGGAAGGUGCGAGUCGGUAUGAACCAGAAAGAAUGGUGACACCAGCAGAGAAGGAACGACGAUGGCAAGAGUUUGAGAAUUUCAAGUCAAAACUUGCAGAGUGUGAUUAUGAUACCGUUAUUGAUGGAGCCAAUGUUGGAUAUUAUGGUCUCAGUAGAUGGUACAGAGAAGCGAAGGAAAAAGUACUCCGUGAUCGUGGAGUUGAUUUAAAGACUGUACCGGAGUAUCAACUUUGUGAAAUUCCAAUGCCAGUCGAUGUCCCUCCGAGAUUUUCUCUUAUUGAUGAAAUGUUAAUGCAAACACGACGAAUAGGAAAAAAACCUUUGGUGAUGUUGCAUAAUCGUCAUAUAGAAUCUCCAUCUGCAGAGAAUGUGGAGUGGCUUUCAAAAUGGAAGAGUGAUUCAUCCUUGAUUGCUUGUCCAGGUUUUAUUAAUGAUGACUAUUGUUGGUUAUAUGCAGCUAUUCGAAAACCAAAUUGUCUUUUCGUCUCAAAUGAUCAAAUGCGUGAUCAUCAUUUUAUGCUGCUUAGUCAACGUUCAUUUUUGCGUUGGCGCCAACGACAUCGUGUAACGUAUAGGGCCCUUUAUCAACGUUUAACAGGAGCGGCGACGUUAAUAGUUGCUCCUCCGAGACCGUAUGCUGUUUGGGUGCAACGGGGACGACUCUCGUCCUCUCAUUGGCAUAUUCCUAUUCUCACUUCUGUUAACAUUAUUGAUCAGGCGACAAAUCAUGGAAACCAGAACGAAGUUGAAAUGGAUAAGGAUGGAGAUGACUCAUGUGAUGCAUGGCUUUGCACUGCUGAUAAGGAUCUCCUUAAUCGAAACGACUAG
Messenger RNA from Trypanosoma theileri, 1716 nucleotides. RefSeq lists its product as uncharacterized. The record is from RefSeq and is a predicted model, not a curated record. Gene Ontology annotation, molecular function: ribonuclease P activity; protein binding. The transcript has a single exon. Gene Ontology annotation, biological process: tRNA 5'-leader removal. Lineage: Eukaryota; Euglenozoa; Kinetoplastea; Trypanosomatida; Trypanosomatidae. Bases 1 to 1716 code for a protein of 571 amino acids.